Amoebophrya sp. A25 is the source of this 689-nucleotide messenger RNA. Lineage: Eukaryota; Dinophyceae; Syndiniales; Amoebophryaceae. The record is from the annotation of a GenBank genome assembly.
GGCAAAUGUCGAAGGAGGAUCUCCUGAGUCUCUACGACGGAUCGCCUGCGAAUGAUUCAACCGGAGGGUGCGUGCUGUACUACGGACUUGACGAAGAAGUUGGCUUGAGUAUAUUGUCUGCGGAAGAAUUAAGGCUCCGCAGUACAACUACAUCUAGAUUGUCAACAUCUUUGUUCUUUCUUGGGAGGUUCUUCCUUUUUCUGGGUCGUGGAUCCUAGUAAGGCAAAAGAUGAAUUAUUCAUAUUCUUGUAGUGAGCUUGCGCUAAAAGAAGCUGCUGAAGAAGCAACAGCAAGUGGAGCAGGAGCUGGAGGAGAAGGAAUGGUAGAAGAGAGCCCAGUCAAGGACGAUUACGAGAUGGAGCUGAUUGAGGACGAUGAGGACGAACUAGAGGUUGACGACGACUAUGAGAUGGAAGCGAUCACUUCCAGUGAAGACGAAGAUGAAGAUGCUGCUGACGAGGGCAAGAAGAAAUUGAAGAUUAAGGGUACUAGGUCGCAGUAGUUGUUUCUGUUGUAUACUAUGUUUCUUGUCGAGGUGGUGUUCCUGCUUUUACCGCUUUUAGAAGUUUUACCUUUCUCAACAGGGGGAAAGGCAUUUAGCUAGAACGGCAUUAUAUUAAGUUAACACCAGGCAGCAAAGCUUUACUCUAACUUGAAAGGAUCUACUAUGGUGGAUGAAGAAGAAGAUG